Molecule: messenger RNA, 4350 nt
Organism: Fulvia fulva
Lineage: Eukaryota; Fungi; Ascomycota; Dothideomycetes; Mycosphaerellales; Mycosphaerellaceae
Product: Vacuolar membrane-associated protein
Exons: 2
Coding region: 1-4350 (1449 amino acids)
Biological process (GO): intracellular signal transduction; negative regulation of TORC1 signaling; positive regulation of autophagy
Cellular component (GO): GATOR1 complex
Molecular function (GO): GTPase activator activity
Source: RefSeq, a predicted model, not a curated record
AUGGCGACCAACGGGGAAGCUGGAGCCCCAGGUCGAGCGUGUACGAUUGUCCUUCACGAUGAUCGCGUCACGAAGGUGGACGUGCUAUCUGGCGAUCGGGUACUGCACGUUGGAGAAUAUGCCUGGCUAUCCGCUCCAGCUGCCAGGAAACUCUGUAUCGCCCCUGCUGGACAGACCACCGGCGCGAAUGAGAUCUCGCUUCAUAUCAGCUUGGCCAAGCAGUUUGGAUUCGAGAACCGUACUCAGGGCAAGCUGGACAUCAUCGAGCCCGAGGAUCUGGAGCCGUCAACAGCAACACACGUAGAACUUUUCUUCCGCGAACAGUUCUUGUCUCGUGCUGAUAUGUGGCAACUGAUGGGCUGUGUACAGGAUACUGUUGUGUAUCAAGGCCAGAUCGUGAAUUAUCUGGGAACAGCAGUCGGCGAGAUCCAGCAAGUCUACAUCUCAGCUCAGGAAGUCGAAUCAGCCAUCUGCUCCCAUCCAUAUACGAAGCCGAUCUUUCGAAGUGGCAGCGCUAGGUACACUCUACUCAUUGAGGUAUCGCAAGAAAUGCUGGAGAACUGGUCCAACGGCGAUCUGAUGUACGAACGACUUCUGGACGGCUUUCUCCCCGAGCUUUUCCAGCGUUGGGACAGAUUGAAAGUUAAGCAUCAGGUCGCGGUGGUCUUGUUCGGCCGUAGACGAUCUGCCACCGCUGCUGGCAAACGGGACAGCCAACAGAGUGAGCUUCUAUCUGAAGACUUCUAUCAUGUUGUGGUCUCAGACAUGACGAGCACAACGUGGCAGCAGAUACUACGCAAGCUCAAAGCGGCAUUCAACGACUACCGACUCCCUCGAGCUGUGUCUCUCGCUGCCGAGAGCAACCUUCUUGAAGCGAUCCAUCUUACUGCCAUGGACUACGCUGAUGACCAAAUCGAUGCGCAUCUGCUAAGCACCGGUUGUUCUAUCAUUGCAAUCACUGCUGGUGCUGGUCUCUUCGACGCUGACCACAAAUUACUGAAGCAAACGACAGACUUGCUGGUCGGAAACAGCAUUGGCGUUGAUGUGGUCGCGUUGACGCCCAAGCCAAUGCACCCAGUGCCGCUCUUCCAGUACGACAAUGAAGGCAUCAAGGAAUUCGCCGUGCCCCACUGGGUUGACAUCUCCUUCUGGAGCUCACCUCACGACACACAGGAUACCUCAUGGACUUUGUCGGCCUACCUGGAGCCUGUGGCGGAAAUCGCCCUGCCUCCGCUGCUGGCCGAUCAUGAAGAGGGUAUUAGCACUGACGAGAUGGAUCAGCAUGACACUGAUGUCUUCUCUGACGCGACUCCCGCCAUUGCAAAUGCUUUGCAGCCAGUCGAUAGUCAAACUGAUUCUGAUCCGGUCGGCUCUGUCGAGACCAUGAAAGGUGUGCCCAUCGGCAGGUCGCCAACCAAGCAUAGCCGCGAGACAGUGUCGACCGCAUCGGCAGAUAGUAACCUGUCCAGCUCGCCAUCAAUGGCAAGCAAAGAGCCAAUUAACAGAGCCAAGCGACAGCGGUUGCCUCCGCAUCCACUCAUGCAGUCUGGUCGUAAGAUCAGUGUUGGACCUAAAGGUCUUGCCUUGAGUCGAGGCGUCGCUAGCACAGGACUGGCCUCCAUUUCGGCCACAUAUGCACAGCAGGAGAAGGAGAUAGCCGCAGGGACAGUCUCGACCUCCAGUGAGACAUCAAGUGGCCUCGCCAAGGCGAUUAGAGCGUCUCUCCGUCGGAAGCCAUCGCAGCAGAGCGUCAUCUCGAACCGCCUUAGUGACCCGAGUGACCCUGAAGAGAAUCCUAACUCGAGGCCAAUCGCAAUACAUGCAGUCCAGGAGACCACGAACGGCAGCCCAGAUAACCUGGCUAGUGACGUAGAGCAACGGAUUGCCGACACUAUGGUAGGCAAUGUGCUAGAGAAUGACACUUCACUCUCGACGACUCCCAAGGCGGGCAAUCACUUCCCACGAAAGGGUCCUGCCAACGGCAGUCUGGAGAUGAGGUCGCCCUGGGUGACGCUGCUCAAUCCGUGCAAUCCGAGAAGAGACAACAUGGUUGUCACAAGUCAAUAUCGCAAGUGGCAGCAUGUCUUUCCUCGCGCUAUUAGCUCUGGAGCUUUCAAGUGGCAGUCAAUGUGCACGCCGGCUGCUUUGCCGCUGACUGCAGAGUACAAGCCGUCCGCUUCUGAGCUCGACAUCCACUACAACAAGAAAGUCAGACGGCACACACUUGCCAACUCGAUCAGCUUGAAAGAUGAGACAGCUCGUAUAUUAGUCGAACGGAUGAUCGACGUGAGGCUGUGUCAGGGCUUCCAGAUCGUGGCCCUCAAGAAUACUGGCGGUGACUCCACGUUCCAGAGCAAGAACAGACCGGUACUUUUGUCAUUGGGCAGACGCUAUCAUGAAGUCCAGCGUCUGUCAGACUUUGAGGUGCAGGUUGUUCAAUAUGACCCGAAGAAAGGCAUCGGCAGCGAAGGUGAUGGCACGGAACACUACUUGACCAACUACGAUCCUAAGAUGAAGUUGCCGACGGGCAUGUCAGUCAAAGCUGAAGUCACUUAUCACUCGGAACUGCCUUUGCGCGAUUGGUCUGAUCUUGACAAUUACAUACUUGGCCUCACAUCUGAGCUCAAGGAAGAGAUCAAUGCGACGUUCCAGAUGCGCUUGAUACUCAUCCCGGUCGAGGUCACUAAGUCUGAUCGCGAUCUCACAGACCAGGAGCGACGUAUCGAAGGGAUCGGCCGCCUGACUCAGUCGUGGCAACGACAGCGCCACAUCUCUGUGGAGGCCCAGCAGCAUCUUGCCUCGAUGUCUAAGAACAAGUCUACUGCCAUUCCCUCAGAACGCGAUCCGAAUCCUCUUGCAAUCGACUAUCAGACGAAAGAUUCAAGCGUCAUAGUCAAUGCUCACGGUCCGACUUUGUCUAGCCAGCUGGAAGAGCAUGAGCUGUCGCAGCCAUUGUUCGCAGAGUCUGAAAAGCACCACAGCAGCAACUUCGAUGUUGCUAAGCUAGUCAAGCAGAUACAAGAUCCCCCUCCGAAUGGCGUUGAGAUGCGGGACCGGCGAUGGCUGACUGUCACACACUUAAGAUGUUUCCGUGGAGACCAGAUGACGACGUGGCUGCUCGGCGCCUUCAAAGACCUAAAGCUGCGCGAAGACGCGGUCACAAUGGGCAACGAGCUAAUGUCCCGUGGCAUAUUCCAUCACGUCCGACAGAAGCACAGAUUCAGAGAUGGACACUACUUCUAUCAAAUCUCAAGUGCCCAUCGCACAACCGAGUAUCCAGAUACGCAGGGUUUGUUCAGCAAGGUGGCAUGGAAGACUGCUCCCUCAGUCCCAGCUACACCUAUCUCUGAAUCUGUUAAGUCUCCGAUGAUGCGACCAUUCACUGGCGACAGCAGCUCCUCGUCUAGUAACGGCACACCGGCGACAGGUCCACUGCAUACGAAACAGAUCUUACUGAGUCAGAUGAUGCAGUACAAUGUUGAUCCGACUAAGAGGUCUGACCACCUGCAAGUCAUUGACCUCCACUACGAUCGUAUUCACAACCCCGAGAACUGCUACCACAUCCAGCUCGAGUGGCUCAGUGCUUCCACGAAACUUGUCCGUGAAGCAAUAGCUCGCUGGUCAAGCCUUGUCGAAGGCUACGGUCUUAAGCUAAUGCAAGUACCACUACACGAAGCUUGCAAAUAUCGCGAGCACCAUCCUUUCGACCAGCCACAACCUAUCAAGCUAGCAAUCAUGCCGCCGACCAAGAACAUUAUACAAACACCUGUGAUGGGCCCGUAUAGUCCUUUGCCUCAGUCAAUCGUGGAAGACCCGGUCGCCUACCACAAAGCCAUCCUGCGGAAGCUGAAUUUCGUGCUCGACACAGAGGCUGCCAGAUCUUUCACGACCGAACUUGACGUCCGAUACACCUGGGGUCCGCCCAGCUACGAAUACACCCAAUUCGUACACAAGUCUGGCCUCAUUCUCGCUGAGAUCACUUGUGCACCUUUCGGAGACGACAGCGUCAAUUUCCUGCUGCUACCAAAUCGUCUCGCGGCGAACACGAUCAGUGGUUCCGCCAAGUCAGUGGAGACGGGACCGGGGAAGAACGCUGAGCCUGUCAGCGGGACCACUGACACGGUAGAGACUAUCGUGAAGGAGUUCAAGCACUUCUGUCAUGAUGAAGAGGCCUUGAGACAGUUGUACGAUGAGGUCAAUAAGCGCAAGCCGCCUGUUGCGCCGAGUCCGUUCAGUGGUGCUGGUGGUGGAUUUGGCGCUGAUCUGGAUGUGCCGCCGAUGCAGUUGCCGCCGCAUCUCAGCCAUAGGGGUGGAGGGGGGCAUAGGAGUUUGUUGAGUGGGCUGGAAUGA